AUGUCGAACAAAAUAGAGGGCUUCAACUUCGAUCAGAGGCAUGGCAAGCAGAGGGUGAGGGUGGCUAGGGUUUGGCGGAGCGAAAAUGGACGCCAUUCCAUCGUCGAAUGGAACGUCGGCAUCAGCCUCUUCACCGAUUCGGUGGUUGCCUAUACCCGCGACGACAACUCCGAUCUCGUCGCUACCGAUACCAUGAAGAACACUGUAUAUGCAAAGGCUAAGGAAUGUGUAGAAGAACUGUCAGUGGAAGACUUUGCAAUUCGACUUGCUAAACACUUCACAUCUCUUUACCAGCAGGUCACUGCUGCUAUAGUAAAGAUUGUGGAGAAGCCAUGGGAGCGUGUAUCCAUCGAUGGUCAACCACAUGAACAUGGUUUCAAAUUAGGAUCCGAGAAGCAUACAACAGAGGUAAUUUUAAAGAAAUCUGGUGCAUUGAAGGUGACUUCUGGUAUUGAAGGAAUGGCUCUGCUAAAGACAACAAAGUCAGGUUUUGAGGGAUUUAUUAGGGACAAAUACACAGCUCUUCCUGACACGCGUGAGAGGAUUCUGGCUACAGAUCUCACUGCAUCAUGGACGUAUCCGUACGAAUCUAUUUAUAGCAUCCCUCAAAAGCCACUAUACUUCACAGAAAGAUACUUGAGUGUGAAAAAAGUUCUGGCUGACACUUUCUACGGUCCUCCAAAAGGAGGAGUAUACAGCCCCUCUGUCCAAAGCACUCUUUAUCACAUGGCAACAAAUGUUCUCAAGGGGUUUCCUGACAUAGCAACAGUACAACUGAAAAUGCCAAAUAUUCAUUUCUUACCUGUUAAUCUAUCUAACAAGGAUAAUACUAUUGUGAAGUUUGAGGAUGAUGUUUAUCUCCCAACAGAUGAACCGCAUGGAUCGAUAGAAGCUACUCUAAGCCGUUUCUGGUCAAAGAUGUAG
Prunus armeniaca (apricot) is the source of this 924-nucleotide messenger RNA. The record is from the annotation of a GenBank genome assembly. Lineage: Eukaryota; Viridiplantae; Streptophyta; Magnoliopsida; Rosales; Rosaceae.